Messenger RNA from Tachysurus fulvidraco (yellow catfish), 5654 nucleotides. RefSeq names its product RAB11 family interacting protein 4 (class II) b (gene rab11fip4b). The coding region runs from base 281 to 1762 and encodes 493 amino acids. The record is from RefSeq and is a predicted model, not a curated record. Gene Ontology annotation, cellular component: recycling endosome membrane; cleavage furrow; endocytic vesicle. Gene Ontology annotation, biological process: endocytic recycling; regulation of cytokinesis. Lineage: Eukaryota; Metazoa; Chordata; Actinopteri; Siluriformes; Bagridae. The transcript is spliced from 15 exons.
CGAAGUGUGUUGGCUCGGAGUUUGUAAAGCGUGUAUAAAGUGUGUGUGUAUAGAGUGUGUGUACAGUGUGUGUAUGAGAACUUGCGCUGUGGUAACGGUGUGUGUGUUGUGUGGAUAGAAGAGAGCAGCUGAUCAGAAGCGGAACCGCUUGUGUGUGUGUGUGUGUGUGUGUGUGUGUGUGUGUGUGUGUGUGUGUGUGAGAGAGAGAGAGAGAGAGAGAGAGAGAGAGUGGACACACACCGACCAUGUGGACGCAGUGACGCACACGCUUAGGGAGGUCAUGUCCGUGUCCGUGAUGGAGCUGUACGAAGACGAAGAAGCCCGAGAGUCGGACCGAGACAGUGCCAUUGAGAGCGCUGCUGGAUCUGAGCUCUCAGAUGGAGGAAGAGGAGGAGACAAAGAAGAAGGACUCCAAAUGUUCAUACCGCGACAGAGCGGAGACCUGAGUCUGAACCCGUCUGUGACCUCUGACCUUUCGACACGCUCCCUGAACGAGGAGCAGUUUGAGGAUUAUGGAGAAGGAGAUGAUGUGGACUUCAGUCCCAUCAGCCCUGAGGAUGAGACGCACACUAACGGGUUCUCUGACCUCGGGUCCUCUGUGCCUUCCAGUGCCACACACACCCCACAGAAGGUCAGACAGUUGAGUAUGGAGCAUGAAGUGUUUUGCUCAAACUGCUGCAAAAAAGUCGCUCAGCUCAAUGAGCUCGAGACUCGGCUCAAGAACCUCAAAACACACAGCCCUAACAGGAAAAUUACAAGUACAGCAUUUGGCAGGCAGCUGCUGUACCACAGUAAUCUCAGCAGUAGGAACGGCAGCACAGAAGAUCUGUUCAGGGGAGGCAGCAUUGAUUAUUGUGACACUGACAUCGCUGACAAGGUGAGUCAGUUAGAGAAGAAACUGUGUGAGCUGGAGAAUGAGUGUCUGAUGAACAGUGAUGUGCAGUCCAAACUUAAACAGGAGAACACAAACCUAGUGCACAGGGUACACGAGCUGGAGGAGCAGCUGAAGGAACAGGAGGCGCGAGCCGAACAGAUCAUGGAUAAUGAGCUGAGGAGACAUCGAGAUGCCUUCAGCAAACUGGAACGAGAAAAGAUGACACAGAUGGAGAUACUCAAUAACCGGGUGCAGCAGUUGGAGGUGGAGAAUACAGAGAUGUUGGCCAGCGUGAACCGACUGAAAACACAGACAGAGAAGCUUGAUGAGGAGAAGCAGCGGGUGACCGAUAAGCUGGAGGACACGAGUCUCCGUCUGAAAGAUGAAAUGGAUUUGUACAGGAAGAUGAUGGACAAACUGAGACAAAACCGGACCGACUAUCAGACGGAGAGAGAAGCCAUGCAGGAGCUGAUUGAGGAACUACGGCGAGAACUUGAGCACUUGCAGCUCUACAAGCUGGAGGCGGAGCGUCUGGGGCGGAUCCGAAGGUCGUCUGUCAGCCUAUCGGAUUACACCACACGGACUCGCGAGAACGACCUGGAACAGGAAAUGAAGAGGCUCAAACAGGAGAACAUGAGACUCCGUGAACAAAACGAAGAGCUCAAUGGUCACAUCCUCAGUCUGAGUCUCCACGAAGCCAAGAACCUGAUCUCCACUCAGACCAAAGCUCAGUCCCUGGCUGCGGAAAUCGACAGCGCGUCACGUGACCAGUUAAUGGAAGCUCUGAAGGAGCAGGAGGAGAUCAACAUCCGUCUCAGACAGUACAUGGACAAGAUCAUAUUAUCCAUCCUCGACCACAACCCUUCCAUCUUGGAGAUUAAAUUCUAAUAACAAGCUCUCAGUAUUUAUAAAACUAAAGACCGGCCACUUGUUGCCUGCCCCCUGCUGCUGUGGAGGUGGAACUGUGUCUUUCAUGAGCCAUCUGUGAGACUUCGGGACGUUAGUCGUCCUUGGUGCUGGACGUAACGGAUCGAGGGAACAGCGUUCAGGGGUCCGAAGUGCGAUGGCCUUUUUCUGGAUGUUAUUUUUGUACUCGUCUCAAAGCCGCCGACGUUGGGAUCGAUUUGGUGUUGAGCAAGUUGAUCAGAGGGAAGAGUCCGAAGAGUGUCCGUGAUGGGAAGAGUACGUGUGAGAUGGAUAAUGAGCUGAUGAAUAAAGCACAUCCUGACUUGGAGGUUUGCCAUGUUAAAGGGGGUGGAGCUAAACUUAUAAAUCUGCCAAUCACACACUUGAUUAAGGCUUCAUGUGACGUAAUACAGGUUUUAAUUACAUCUCAUGAUGGUUUAGUGACACUGGUUAUCGACUCUAUAGCUAAUGCUAAUAAUGCUAAUACCUCUAAUACCUCAGCAAUCGUUUUAUUCUGCGAAGAGGCUGGUGAUAUUUAUGUUUAGCUCCGCCCCUUUUUGACCUACAAGUCCCAAUCACUAAGUGUAAUCAGGACAUUACUUGGGCUCCAGCUGAUGUCACCAGUUGGGAAAGUAAUAUCACAAUAAUUUUGCCUUUCCUCAUUGGCUCACAUACAAAUCAUCCUGGAUUUGGAUUAUAUUCCUUCAAAAUAAGGGCUUUUAGAAGACAAACUUUCUCAGGAGAAAUGAUUCCCUGUAAUAAUAUUGAACCCCUUGGUCAUCAUGGGAUAUUGUAUAAGUGAUUAGCGGCACAUGCCGCUGAGUUAGAGCAAUGUCAGCGUUAUGAAUGUUAAUGACGCCUCGUCAUAUCAGUGCAAGUGCUUCCUGUUUUUGAGAUGUUACAAUGAGUGCUACUGGAGCAAUCAUCAUCAUCUUCAUCAGGGCCUUGUCUUUAUUUCAGAACUGAUUUCAUUUCUCUUGUUCUCUUUUUUUUACUUCAAUGCUAAUUCAUCUGUUAUGCAAAUUAGCUAUAAAACGGAUAACGAAGCACUCAUCUCAUAUUGAGUAUCAGGCUUGUUUAGUAUUUAGAGAGGAACUUUCUGUAGCUUUUUUUUUUUUUUUAGCCAAAGUUUCAGCUCGGUAACAUUCUGGACAGGUUAUUUACGUCUCAGUGCCAGGUUUUGGCUCAGUAUUUGGAUUUGUAUGUUACUGAAACGUUUGUAAUGUUUUUGGUGGUUGGGUCGGUCGAUGUGCUAUAGUACACACAAUUUGGGUUUGUCACUAAUUCGUUUAAUGUACAUUUGUUUUCCAAGGCAAAGUGCCUCAUAUCCACUGAGCUACUUUACCUUUGCAGGAUGAACACAUAAACACAUGAUUUUCAUAUUUUUCAGUUUUUGUGUUUGUGCCUCUUGUUUGUUUUUUUUAAAGCAGCCCCUACAGGCAGACCAGCUGAUUGUUUCUUGCACCUUUUUGAAUCAUCUUCCAUUUCAGUGCAAUUUCUAAACAAACUGUAAAUACUCUAUAAUGAUCAGUAACACACUCAUUUUCUAAACCAUUCACUUUUUUUCUACACCUCUGUUGUAUAGUUUAGCUUUCACGUUUUCACACACCAUCUCCUAGCUGUUAAAGCAAUAAAUCUACCACUACUUUAGUGACAGAAGCCAAACGCUAGCCGGGGAUCGAGCAGGAGCGGUGCGUGAAACAGGCUACCGUGGCUUAUGAUGUCCGCUCUUUUAUUUCUUGCCUUCGUUUAAUAGUUUCAUUGAAUUUUUCAAUCUGACUGUUGACUUUUGUAAAGACAUUUCUUACACAGGAAUAUGAUCGUUAGCAUCUCGUUAAUUUAUGAAUGUAAACCGGAUAAUUGUUACACAUUUUCUUCGGUACUUUUUUUCCAAAUGGGACGUACUCUGCCGUUCUGAACAUCAUUAGCAUGUUGGGAUCAGUAGAAUGUAACUUUGGCUAGAAUUUUGCAAUAAAUUCUAAAUUCUACGUGUGGUUUCUUAUUUCUAAUGAUCUGUCGCGUCCACAUAUAAUUUUACAUUUCAGGAAAUUGUUGCACACUGACUCAUUACAAAACUUUUAGUGCUUAGCUUUAUUUCUAUGUGUAUUUUAGCUCAGGAUCACUUAUAUUAUGUGGGAUUGUUUUCCCGCUUUUUUUUAAAAGCUCAGAAUUAAAUCUGAAUUUGAAUAAAAAUAAAUAUGGUGAACUAAGUAUUUAAAACUGCAGAUGAAACAAGACAAAACAAGAAAGAAAUGUGAUCUCGGUCACCAGAAAAUUAUUAUUUAUUUAUUUAUUUUACAAUAAAUAAUUAAUCCGUUAAUAUUUAAGUAAACAGAUUCCCUCGGUUUAGCGCUGUGACGUUAGUGGCUGUCACGUGACGCUUCAGCCAAUCGCACGAAGAGACUCAUUAACUAAUUAACGAGUUCAAACAAAUGUAUUCGGGGUUUUAUUGUUAAUUGCAACUAAAAUUUAAUGUUUAAUGAAAGUAUCUUGAAAUAGUUAUAUACUUUAUACAGAUUGUUUUUUUAAUAGUUUUAAAUUAAAAGUAAGCCAACGUAGGCGGAUACGUGUCCGAUCGGUAUAGAGUCAUUCAAGUGUCGACUCUUAAACUAAGCAUCAUCAUCGAGUCGACUCGUAAUUGAUUCGCUAAACAAAAUACGUUCGCUAUAAAUCGAGAAACUGGCAGGAUGAACGUUUCAUCCUCGUUGUAGAAAGCAGAAAGCAAAUAAAAUUGCUGUAGAAAUAUCUCAAAAACACUGGCACCAGCAACCAGCGAUUCAAGAGUCUUAAUGAAUCAGACUGAAGAGUCAGAUAAAGCUUUUAAUCUCCACGGUAGGCCGUGAUCAUGCUCUUUAUCCGGCUGAUAAACUAAAACGAUUAUUAUUCUCCAGUUUAAUCAUUUAAAGAGCUGACAUUAGUUAGCUGGAACUUUUGGUGCGUGUUUAGUGUGUGAGUCAAAUGUUUCAGUCGAUUCUUUAUAUCGGAGUCGAAUUGUGGAGCCGGAAGUUUAACGUGGAGAAGAAACGUGACUUUAAUUCAAACUUAGCUGACGGAUUUUUACUGAACCCUCAGAAACCCUCGGUUGACUGUACAAAAUGGCCCAAGCCUUGUCCAAGUGUCUGCGUCCUUCACGUGUUUUCACCAAAACUCCAGCAGCAGGAGACGGAGCUCAGGGCAAAGUGAGAAUAUGGAGCAAAAGAAAGCGGUUUAAGUGGCGAAGGAAGAAGAACACGAACAAUUCAGUUCCAGUUCAGACCGAGACGGAUCGAGUUCCUCAAGAAGAGGACUGGGAGCGAGAGAUUGAAGAGUUCUCACGCAGGAUCGAGGAGGAGAAGAAGAAAGAAUUGAGCAAUAAGACACCUUAUGAUUCUGAAGAAGAGCUGAAGGUGGCGAUGUGCGAGAUGAACCUGUACUCCGUUCCUCGUGCUCUGAGACAUCACCAGCAGCACUACGACCCCUCCGCACAUCACACUCCUCCUGUCAAAUGGAUCCGUCACGUCUCCCGCAUCGAGAAGGACCAGUUCGCCGACGCAGAGGCGUAAACGCAUCCUUCCUAUGAUUCCAGUGGUAAAAGAGAUCAGAGGGAGGGGCUGCACCGGGGUGAGAGGGGAAAGGGGUUGUCCUUUUAGUUUAAGCAGAUUAACUGUUCAUUUAACUGUUAGGUUUGAACUAUUUUAGAGAUUCAUGUGUGUUUUUUUUCUUUGUCAGUGGAUGUUCAUUUUUAAUUUAGAAAAAAUACCAUGUAGGUCAAAAAUAUAUCUUUUAUACUUGUAAAAGUCGAUGAUGGCUCUGAAAUCUUUAAGUUAAACUGUUUAGUUUUAUGGUGAAGUGCUGAAUGUGCUUAAUGCACAGAAAAUAAAUGAGUUUAAGAGAA